Molecule: messenger RNA, 4124 nt
Organism: Drosophila ficusphila
Lineage: Eukaryota; Metazoa; Arthropoda; Insecta; Diptera; Drosophilidae
Gene: Cp190
Product: centrosome-associated zinc finger protein CP190
Exons: 5
Coding region: 224-3469 (1081 amino acids)
Biological process (GO): regulation of transcription by RNA polymerase II
Cellular component (GO): nucleus
Molecular function (GO): RNA polymerase II cis-regulatory region sequence-specific DNA binding; protein binding; DNA-binding transcription factor activity, RNA polymerase II-specific
Source: RefSeq, a predicted model, not a curated record
AAGUGCAACCUUGUCACGCCAGCGAUGAAUGGAAAAGAAUAUGGCGACCUGACUCUGGAAAAAAAUUAGAAUUUGUCCGGCAAAAGUAGUGUGCAAUACGAAGAAAUUUGCGCCCUGAAGCCAGAGCAAGCGAAACUACGGGGAGGCUAACGAUACGGAAAAGGAGAACUCAACAGGCACUUGCCAAAGGACUCGGUUAAAAGGACAAAGCAAAACCGGCAAUAUGGGCGAGGUCAAGUCCGUAAAGGUGGAUAACUGGGGCGUCUUUUUCCUGCAGAAGCUACAGAACUUCUUCAACAAAACGGACUACUGCGAUUUGACGCUCCAGUUCCGGGACAACUCACAGCUAAAAGUUCAUCGUCUUGUGCUCAGCGCCUGCACCGACUACUUUAAUGUGCUGGAGCAGACUUGCGAGAUAGUUGACGAUGCGCUCAUCAUGCCCAACGAGUUCCAGGCGGACGUGGUCGUUCCCAUUGUCAACUUUAUGUACACAGGCACCCUGGAGUUUGAGCUAAAGAUGUACGGCAAGCUCUUGCGCACUGCCAAAGAGAUGAACAUGACUGUGCUGCUGAAAUUGCUGGAGGCACAUCGCCGUACCAUGGAGAACGUGAACCGUCAGCAAAGACCGCCUAGUCCAAAGGGAAUUCGUCGACGAACAGUUGGACAGCCUAGUUCGGGCCUUCCCCAGCAGCGCGUGUUGGGUCCAUCACCGCAGUCCCGAAAUGUGGGCACACCCACGAUGCAGCGAGCCAACACACAGCGUGGAGCCAUUGGCAAUACAUUGAUCCGCACAUCGGGAGGUAGCAGCAGCAUAAAACAGGAGCCAACUUCGCCAUUCGAGCAACUGCGCAAAGGUUAUAACAACAAUAAGAGACCAGCACAAACCAGCCUGUUAUCGCCGCCCUCAAAGAAGCCGAGUUUGGAGGAGGUUAAGGAGUUUGCAGAACAACAACGGAUGCGUAAACAAAUAGCUGCGGAAUACGGAGAUAAUGAUCCAGAAUAUGACGGAGGCAUGCAGUACGAUGAUGUCCAUACUGGGGACGAUGACGAUGAUGAUUUGCCACCUCAACCAUCGACAUCCAAACAGCAGUCGCCGCAAGGCACACAGACCCAGCUUGAGCACGGAUCCACCACCAUUAUUCUGAAGCAGGACUCUCCUAGCCAGACACCCACGAUAAUUGUCAAGGAUUCCUCCAAUGCCAAGCUAAAUCACACGAAAAUCAUUGCUGAAGUACUGCGUCAGUAUCCCCACAUUGUUAAGGGCCAUAAGAACAUAAAGCUGAAGAUAAUGCCCAACACACCAUCUGCAGAAAAGUCUGCUCCGGCGGCAGUCAAGCGAGGAUCACCAGCACCGGCAACUCAGACAUCAACCUCUACAUCGCCGCACAAGAAGUUGCAUGUAUCAUUCAAAGCGGAUAAGGGUACGCCUCUGAUCACCGCCCAACAGAAGACGACGAGUUCCCAGCAGAAAACUACGCCGACGCAGUCUGCCGUUUCGCAAGCAUCAGCGGUCAAUCCGCCUGCGAAUGCCGGCGCAGCGCAGAAGCGGCGCAUUGACAGCAAGACAAUGCAUGCCUUGAUUGCCCAAGGAGCCGAGAACACUACUGGUCCAUGGCUGUGCCUGCGGUGUGGAGUAAACGGACGCCCCAUCAGCAUUCCCUCAUACCGAGGCUUCCGACGCCAUUUGAUUAACACGCACAAGGAGAGCAUUGAUCCAGCGCUUUGCGAGCACUGUGGCUGGCGGUCGGGCAACAACCGGGAGCUGCAUUUCCACAUGUAUAUGGAGCAUCAGGUCAAGUCGCUGCUAUACACUUUUGCCGAGUGCGCUCUGUGCAAUCAGUCUUAUUUAACCAAGGGAGAAUUGGAGGCGCACAUAAAUGAGGCACAUACGGACGACAACAAGCAGCAGUGCAUCUACUGCAACAAGGUGUUCGAGCAAGAGCUGCAGCUGUAUAGGCACAUGAAGACCAACCACAAAGAACAGGCCCUGGAGGAUGGCAUUAUCGAUGAAACAGACGAAGAGUUCCUCGGCUCACAGGAUGAGGAGGAAGAAGAGGCCGAGGGAGAGGAAGAGCAGGAACCGCAGCAGACUGGCAAGGUCCGAAUCCUGUCGGACAUCAGUCUGCCAGCCUCUAGUGCCAUUACAGUGCAGCAAGCUCAACAGGAAGAACACCAAGAAGUGAAGUUUGUUGGAGCGGAUGGCAAUGAAGUGGAGCUCACGGAUGAACAGCGCAAGGAGAUCCUCUCACAGCUCAACCAGCAACAAGCAGGCGCCGCCGCCGGUGGCGUCGUAAUGGUGCUCAGUGAGCCAGAAGCUGAGCCCGCGAAGCAGGAAACGGACGAAAAGUCGUUGGCCGGCACCGAAGAAGAGUAUGAUGACAGCCAAAUCUACAGCGAACUGGCCGCCGCUGAUUCCGUGGAUAGCGCCAAGAAGAGCGUUGCAGAUGAAAGCAAAGAGUCCUUGGACAACCUGGAAUGGGCAGAAAACCUUAUUGCUGAGUCCGAGGAGCAGAGCAACAAGGAGCCCAAACUGGAGAAGUCACGCGAUGACAUUAGUGAAAAGCUUAAGGAGUUGACCGGCGACUGGACCGAGGAUGAGAACGAUGAUGAUGCCGAUGAUAAGCCAGCCACCGCAGAGCUUGCAUCUGAGCUAGCCGCAAAGCAUUCAGAGCCAUCAGUCCACGAAGAAGAAGAAGACGAUAUUGACUUGGCUCUACAGUCUCUGCACAAGGGGUCUGAAAAUCCAGCUGCAGAAAAAACGGGCGAGGAGUCCGUUGCGAGUGCCGAAGAAGCUGAAGUCCCGACCGCCAGUAUAAACAGCCAACUUGAAAAAAUGGAUGUUGACUCGAAAGUGGCGGGAGAGAAGCUAGCUAAGUCAGUUACCAUUAAGAAAGAGGACGCGGUUGAAAAUGAGGAAGAAGAAUUUAUCAAAGAAGAUGCGACCACUGCGAAUGUGGAACCAGAGGCGGAAAUAAACGAGACGGCCGCUGAGGGCGACGAUGAUGUGCAUCUGGAGGCCGACAACAUACGUAAAGAGCUGCUAGAUGAGUUAAUAGCUGAGGCCGAGAAACCUAAUCAAGAAAAAAUCCCUGACCAACUUGAGGAGAACGCUGCGACUGAGGCUCCAGCCUUAGAUAGUGCAGUGACGGAAGAGGACGAUCUGGUGCCUCCAACCCAGCUAUCCACCGAUCAAAUGGAGGUUGAUGAACCAGAAGCUGAAGAACCAACCAAGAAUAAUGAUAGCACAAAAUCCACGGUCGAAAAGGAUGCCGAAGAGGAUAAACAAAACAAGAGCGCGGAUGCCACAGAAAAAACGUCUGUUGAAAGUACGGUAGUAGCCGAGGGAACGAAGGCUGGCGAUGCUGCAAGUGCGGACAAGGUCAAGAGUCUCAUUAGCGAAUGGGGGGACGACGAAGAAGAGGACGAGGAUGAGAAUGGGGUUAGUGCGGCGGCGAAGGAGGAGCUAUAAUUACUAGAUUUAUUUAUGUUCUAAGUUCGGCGAUUCAUCGCAGGUCAGGAGUAAUUACCAUCUGAGCUCGACAUGAAUUUUCGGUUUCUAUUGUAAAUUAAAUUGUUAACGAUGAUUGAGGUGAUGAUAAGAUACGCCUAUGCACGGUUUAAGUGUAUAAGAUCUAAUCUACACGUCUCUCGUAAUUGUAAAUCCCUUCCCAUCCCAUCUAUGUUGCGCUACUAGCACGAAAUUCUUAAAACUCGUGCGAGUCGAGUCACCUUAAAUGAGAGAUCAGAGACCAAACAAUCCAACAUGUCGCUAUUUAUGAGUGUCAGUUUUUUUCACCCUUACACCACCAAUAGAGCAACCAACCAACAUUUCACGUAUAGGUAAACACUUUAUAUAUACACAUAUAUAUAGUAUACACAUAUGCCUGUUUACAUAUAGAUAUAUGUAGUUACAUAGAUGUUGUUUUAAUUGGUUUAAAACAAAGGCAGGAUGUUCCCAGAUUGAUAAGUAAAAAGUGACGUUUUAUGAUUGGUUAGUAAUAUUAAUCAAAAAGCUUACCCUUUUUUUGAUUACCAACUUAAUUGUAAGAUUUAUUAUACAUAAUAAAAGCAUCAAAAAAUAACAACUUUGGAGAAAGCAAAAUAUAAAUGUAGACAAAAAGAAA